AUGAAUUAUCUUUUGCUUCAUCAUAUUGAACCUGACAACCCUUACUCAUUAGAAAUUGUGGUCUCCUUCAAUCCUCCGCUUGAAAAGCACUUUGGGUCUGUAUUUUUCAAUCUCAAUGGGGUCGGCAACUACCAUCGCGCAAAUUACUUCUACACGAAUCUUGCCUGGGCGUUUACUCGGUCAGGUGCAAGUUGGCGACGAAUGUUAGUUUCACAACCAGCGCCGCCAGCACUGGGAUACGGAUGGGUGCUCAUUACCGACAACCCUCAGCCAGCAGCGUUAUCACUGGAACCUGUAUUCCCCAGCGAGCCAGGACCACCUCUGCCACUGCCGAUAUCACAGACAGGCCUUCGCUUUGGUUUGCUAUAUGAUCUACUUCAAUACCAUGCUGGCCAUCAUCAGUAUCCGUCACUUUACUUUCGUGUCGUCUGGGGACGAAGAUAUGCACCCCUACUCUGGGAUGCGAUGGAAAAUGUAUGCAGACAGCCCCUGGAAGAGACAAGUGUUAUUGUGCAGAUCUUUCAUGAUAAUAAUGAUCUUGAGCAAGAGCCUGCUGAUGUUGAGGCGUGGGAUAGCGCGUUUAGAAGCGAGGACUCCCAGAUUCCACAUGAGCAUCUCAAAGAAGUUUAUAGAAACCCCUGGUGA
Molecule: messenger RNA, 645 nt
Organism: Aspergillus caelatus
Lineage: Eukaryota; Fungi; Ascomycota; Eurotiomycetes; Eurotiales; Aspergillaceae
Exons: 4
Coding region: 1-645 (214 amino acids)
Source: RefSeq, a predicted model, not a curated record